Molecule: messenger RNA, 3693 nt
Organism: Peronospora matthiolae
Lineage: Eukaryota; Oomycota; Peronosporomycetes; Peronosporales; Peronosporaceae
Source: the annotation of a GenBank genome assembly
AUGAGAGCGGCGGAGACGCAGUGGGCGCGUGCGCUGGCAGUGCUCACCGAGCACGAGUUCCCGUCUUCGAGGGGGCUAGAGACGCGUGUUGAUGCGUACUUGCAGCUGGAAGAUUUGCAGCGUCUAGAAGACUCGGAGGAUUCCGUUACGCAGCUGCGAAAACAGCUGCCGCCUCUUUUGAGCGAGGUGCGCUUUGAUUUACAGCAGACGGUACAUCGUGACGUGCGACUCGCGGCGCUGAAGUGUCUCUCAUACUUUAUGCACCAUCGGAAUCUGGUCUCUGUCUUCUCAGAUGAGCACUUGGUGUGUUUCUUUGGGGAAUUGAUGACGCUAUUGUUUACGACACAAGAUCAGUACACGUACAAGUUGUGUAUCUAUUGCCUGACAAUGCAAAACGUCUCAUCUGAGAGGCACAAGUUCUUGGCGCGCACUGUUGAAGCGCUGGUGCAGGCGGUGGUGAACCCGUUUAAAUCGCGUGCAAUUGAAGUGCAGGCACUGAAAGGACUUCAUUUGCUUUUGGUGAAGUACCCUGAUCAACUUGGCACGGAUGGGACGAUCUUGAGUAUUUAUGUACGUCCCGUUACCAGUCGACUAUCGAGUCGCGAGACGUCGACGAGAACACAAGCGCGACUGGUGCUCGAAGAAAUGAGCAAACACGCGGCAAAUUGGACACACGAGACGCUGAACAUGGCGCAGGACUGUAUGGAGGAGUAUGUGCUGCCUGUAAUGAAGUCGCACAUAGAUUGUCGUCGUCUGAAGGACGCGGUGUGUCUAUGGAAAUUGAUUUUGGUGUUGCUGAGGUCAAGAUUUUCCUGUGAUUUAGGAAAGCUGAACCAGGUUUUAUACGUUGCCGAGAAAUGUAUGGAAGAUAAAAAUGCAACUGUCCGUUUGAUGGCUAUGCAGGCGUGGGCUCUAGUUGUGGACGUGGUCCAUGAUCACCAGAACUGGCUAUUUAAUAAGACCGUCGUGAGUUUACUAGUGUGGCCUGUAAAGCUGUGUGUUGAGCAGGAACGGUUGUUGAACAUUGUGGAUACUGCGUUUUUGUUAUGGAGAAAGAUGGUAAGCAUCGCAGUUCAAGACUUUAACGUCUUUUGCAAAGCUCAAAAGCAGCAUGUUGGGGCAGGAUUACAGCGAUGUGUGCCUGAAUGGAAAUUCUGGUACAGUGAACUUGUUAUCAGUCCUUUGCUUACGCUGAUAGUACGGAGCAAAUACAGUGGAUCUACCCAGAUUGAGCUGAAGCAGUUUAUCGACUUUGCAAAAGACAUGUGGGAGCCUGAGGUGCCGCGAUCUGGCAAAAGAGAGUCUGAAGUGACGGGAUCUGGUAAAAGCAGAGAAGGUCUAUUCGAAAGUAAUUGUACCGCUACGCUGGAUGGGUCUUCUGUGGAAGCUAGAGUGGUUGUUAAGCGUCCCGAGACGAGUCCUGUAGCGGAUCAUAAUGUUACUCGUUUUCGCAUCACGUUGGAGUUGCUUGGUGUCGCCCUCUUGCUUAAGGACGUUUUCGGUGUUGUCCUGAGCCUGAUUGAAAUAGCCAAUAAAAGUUAUGGAGAACUUAUUACGAGGUACGCACAUGACCUGGCGAUGACUACAUGGAAGGGGUUGUGCCAUCGUAUGUUCUCCAACAGCACCCGCGACGGAGCUCUGUCAGCGUCAAACUUGGGCUUGCGCCUUGUGCGGCAGUCAAUCGAAUUUUCGUUUGGUUUACACGCAUGCCCGGCACUUGCAGCGAAGCCUGAGCAAUCCGCCGCGCCAGUUGAACGUAUAGGUGGGAAGGUUGACCGUCCAGACGACGCGGUGGCUGUUGUUACGUCGACGGAACUCGGCUUGGUGUGGAAACUGCAGUUGCUCACUCCGCUUUUAUCAUCUAUUGCAUUUCCAGGAGAUUUGCAAGCUGUGGUGCUUCACCCAAAGUGCAAAUUAUUCGAUCAUAUCACUCAGCGGAUGCACUAUCUUGAACAAAGAUACGUUCAGUGUGCGACUGUGUUAGAGAAAUGGCGUGGGAGAAAGCCUAGCGACCUACAAAUUGACUUUUCUGCCAGACCAAACUUGCUUACAUACCUGGUGAUAAAUUUACUUUUCGAGUACGCCAUACAUGUCGGUGACACGGGUUGCGAUCAUGUAGGUGAAAGAGAAUCUGUGUUGAAAUCUCUGGAUGCUGUCCUACGAAAACUUAUGGAAUGUAUACAGCUAAAUAGCCAGGUGGAGACUCACAAGCUAAACGCGUUAGUACAUUUUGUCGAGGCUAGCAUCGCUGUAGCUUAUAAGCAUUUCGGCGAUGGUAACGGUUGCAGUGUGAAGAGGAGCAUGUUGGACGAAUUGGCAAGUGUUUGCACGAACUUGACGGACGACGCUGGCGAAAGUCGACCCAGUGUGUCACCAGCGCUCGACUUGCACGGUUCUCGUGGCACUUCUGGCAUUGUCGUAUUCACGACCGCCAGUACGGCUGGUAUUCCAAGCGAUGGGUCUGACGCAGAAGAAAAGUGUGCUAACAGUGCUCCACACGGGGCUGAGUGUUUGCCAGGAUUGUUCGAUACCAACACCUCCUCGCUGUGCCUUCUUGGCGGAGAGCUUUCGAAUAUGCUGAGUGCAAACCUCGGUGGUCAUACCGCAACCUCUUUAACUGAUGGCCGAAAGCAGGCUCAACGAAAUUCUCAGCGAAGCAGAAGUCACAGAUCUGAUGAAAGUACUGGCUCUGAUAGCGCUUUGAUAGUUUCGCGAACAGGCGGAGAUGUUCAUCGAAAUAAUGGUGAGACUCCUGGUGCGAAGUAUUCGCAGGUGCAGCCCAUCAGGUCUCAAUCCGCUUCAAUGAUGCUGCUAAAUGAGCGAACGAAUCGCCCGAUAGUUCUUGACGUGUCACAGUGUUUAUACCCCGACCUAAUUGGAUGCAAGAAAGGGAUCUCAUUAUUGUAUGAGCAUUUGCCGAGGGCGUUCAGGCCAUUUUUUUCGUUGUGCGAAGUCAAAACGGUUGGUGAUUUGAGUGCUUUGUCGGUGGAAAAGGUAGAAAGUUUCGGUCUUGAUAAGCCAGUGAGCACCCUUUGGCGGGCGCUUGAAAACUUUAAUGGACGUAAAGAAUGCACGACGUUCAUGUCGAGUAGUACAUUCCAAAAGCGAAGCGUUUCGACCGCUGAAGGCCCGGCAAUUCUUGCGCCAUGUUUGCACAAAACAGCCAAGCGCCGGUUUGAAAGUGAAGGUAUCGUCUCUCUUGAUUCCGAGAAGAGUAAGCGCACGAAGUCGUCAUCGCUUUUGGAAGCCAGGCAUCGUGGAGUAGAGCCAGCGAGCGAAGGUCGUGGACAAACCCUGAAAUUAGCCAACAAAAUUACGCUUGACUUUCAAACCGGUAGCACCGGUGGGACACAAAUCGCCUGUCCUGGGGAUGGCUCACCGGAUAGGUUGGACGCUACUGAUGAAAACGGUGAAAGCGGAAAUGCACAAGAGAAAAUGAGUAUGUGUACGCUCAAGUUGCUGCAGCAUUUACGGAGAUCGGGGUCGUACAUGGAUAAGCUCAUUGCCGAAGAGCAGAGUGUGCAAAGUGAAGAGGCAAGUUUGACGACCGAUAUCGCAGCUGUUGGUGAUGUACUUGCGAAUUACCACGAAGCCCAUGCGUUGGUGUCUCGACUCGCAUUACAACUUCAAACAGUCGCUGAAGCAAGCUCCAAGCGAUGCCGUAGACUACUGGACAAGUGUAAACCAACGUGA